This is a messenger RNA of Rhododendron vialii, 3461 nucleotides long. RefSeq names its product lysine-specific demethylase JMJ13-like. Gene Ontology annotation, biological process: chromatin remodeling. The record is from RefSeq and is a predicted model, not a curated record. The transcript is spliced from 11 exons. Gene Ontology annotation, molecular function: histone demethylase activity. Bases 451 to 3003 code for a protein of 850 amino acids. Gene Ontology annotation, cellular component: nucleus. Lineage: Eukaryota; Viridiplantae; Streptophyta; Magnoliopsida; Ericales; Ericaceae.
UUUUCGGUUUCCCAAAGCACUGCUCCUGCCUCCUACUACUACUACUUGUUUAAUUUCCUUUACUGUUCCCCUCCCUCCCUCUCUCUCUCGCUCUCUCUCUACGGAUUCCUAACUUCCUUCCGCCGGAAAACUUCUCCUCUUCGUCGGUAAACCGCUCGUUCGCCGGCGACCAACCCUUCAAAUCUCGCCUGUCUAACCUUCACCAUUCUCUCUCCCGCGCUGUACUUUGUAGCGCGUGGAGGUGGUGACUCGGUUGUUGGAAUCGGCCCGAUCUCCGAGUUUGACUCUGUUCCCGGUCGCUCGCGAGAAUGUGGUUGGCGUAAGGGACUUUUCGAGAUCGUUCGUGGCCGAGAUUGUCGCCUAGGGCUUUACUUUCGACGUAGUUUGUUUCUUUGUUCGGCUAAGUUAUAGUAGAAGACGGAGGCCUCCGUGGAACGGCUUCGGAAUGCGAUGGUGGAAGGAAGGGUUUGUAUGUCCCGAAAGGAUAAAUUAGAAUUUUUGAAGCGUAAAAGGCUUCAGCGUAUCAAGACCGAAACUUUGACUAGUACUCCAGAUGUCGCUAACAUGAUGGCUAGAAGUGGAGGAGAUGCUUUAAGAGCUUCAGCUUCAUGUGGUACAAGAUUACAUGGUAAUGCAGAGAUAAUUUCAGGAUUUGGUGUUGCUUCAACUGAGAAGGAAACUCGUUCAAAACGCAAGGUUGCUAAGUUUGACUUGCACGAUCUUGAAUGGACUGAAAAAAUCCCCAUGUGUCCUGUUUACUGUCCCAGUAAAGAGGAGUUUGAGGACCCUUUGGUUUAUCUGCAAAAGGUAGCACCAGAGGCUUCAAGAUAUGGCAUAUGCAAGAUUGUUUCUCCAUUCAGUCCUUGUGUUCCUGCUGGUAUGGUGUUGAUGAAGGAGAAAGCAGGUUUUAAGUUCACAACUCGAGUGCAACCCCUCCGUCUUGCUGAGUGGGAUACUGAUGACAAGGUCACUUUUUUCAUGAGUGGAAGAAAUUACACUUUUCGUGAAUUUGAGAAAAUGGCGAACAAGAUUUUUGCUCGUAGAUACAGUAGCGCUGGAAGUCUUCCUGCCUCAUACUUGGAAAAAGAAUUUUGGCACGAAAUAGCUCGUGGAACAACAGAAAGUGUUGAGUAUGCUUGUGAUGUUGAUGGUAGUGCGUUUUCAUCUUCUCCCAAUGAUCAGCUCGGAAAAAGCAAAUGGAAUCUGAAGAAACUCUCUCGCCUGCCCAAGUCUACAUUGCGCCUUCUAGAAAAUACAAUUCCGGGAGUUACUGAACCCAUGCUUUAUAUUGGGAUGCUAUUUAGUAUGUUUGCAUGGCAUGUGGAGGAUCAUUACUUGUAUAGUAUAAACUAUCAUCACUGCGGGGAGGCAAAAACUUGGUAUGGCAUUCCUGGUCAUGCAGCUUUAGAUUUUGAAAAAGUUGUUCGGGAGCAUGUUUAUACUCAUGAUAUACUAUCAACUGAUGGAGAGGAUGGGGCGUUUGAUGUGCUUUUGGGGAAAACAACUUUAUUUCCUCCAAAUGUUUUGCUAGAGCAUGGUGUCCCAGUCUACAAAGCUGUGCAAAAGCCUGGGGAGUUUAUAAUAACUUUCCCUAGAGCAUAUCAUGCAGGAUUUAGUCAUGGUUUUAACUGUGGUGAAGCUGUAAACUUUGCCAUCGGUGAUUGGUUCCCUUUGGGUUCAAUUGCAAGCCGACGUUAUGCACUUCUUAAUCGGAUGCCUCUCCUUCCUCAUGAGGAACUCCUUUGCAAAGAAGCAAUGCUGCUUCAUACUAGUUUGCAACUUUCUGAUUAUUCAUCUGCUGAGUUGAUCUGUCACCGCAGUGUCAAGAAUUCUUUUGUUAAUUUGAUGCUGUUUCAGCACUGCGCUCGGUGGUGUCUAAUGAAAGCAAGGGCAUACAGUGGCGUUUCUCCUAUUUCCCAUGGAACUAUUCUCUGCAGCUUAUGCAAACGUGACUGCUAUGUAGCAUACCUUAAUUGCAACUGUCACUUGCAUCCCGUAUGUUUUCGGCAUGAGAUUAAGUCACUCGACUUUCCUUGUGGACACAACCGUACUCUGUGUUUAAGAGAAGACAUUUAUGAUAUGGAAGAUGCAGCCAAGAAGUUUGAGCAGGAAGAUGAUAUGUUGUGCAAGGCUGAACAACAAUAUGCAAAUGGCGAUGAUUUCUUUCUUCUAUUAAAUAAUUUGCCAACGUCUGAACAGGAUGGAUACACUCCUUAUUGCAAGAUAAACUUAAAUCUAAACCAAGAAACUGCCAAAACUCAGGAUCUGAUCCAACACCUAGAGUAUAAUUCUCACAGAGAGCCUUUUGUGAGCAAUGGUGAUGAAAAUAUUGGAACUGAAGCAUCAGAUGCUUCUCUUGCUUCUGCUGCAUCAACACUUUGUUCUUUUUUGGAGUCAGUUGAAAGCGAUUCCAUUUUGAUCAAUGUACAGGGUCAUUCUAAUUUUAGUUUAGGGGAUCUUGUAACCAAAAAGUCUCGUAAAGACACGCCUCAUGAUCUCUAUGAAUUUUCACAAUCUUCGUUGAGUGAUGCAUGUUUGGGUACACAACAAGGUAUUCGUCAGGACAGCGAUGAGUCUGAUUCAGAGAUAUUCAGGGUUAAACGUCGUUCUUCUUUCAAACCUGGACAAAGAAAUAUGUGUCAUGCCAUCUCUCCUAAUAUUCAACAUCAGGGGCUUAAGCGACUAAAGAAACUCCAACCGAAGGGAAGAAGUCAAUUAGUACCAGCAGAGUAUUCGAUUUCUGGUGAUUUAAACCAGGUUGUCUCUUCCAGCACGAGUCAUUGUAAGGAUGGUGCUUUGAAAGACGCGGUCGCAAGACGAACCACUAUUCCGAUCUCAAUCAAGUUUAAGAGAAGUGUACAUGAGGAAGCAGUGAGUAAAUUCAGAGAACACCACAAACAUGAUGAAUUUGACAUUAAUUUAGGAAGGACGAUGAGAGAACAGCCCUCUAAAGAGAGUGGGCCAAAUAGACUUAAAGUUCGAGGUCCAUCUUCUAGGUCCUGAUUCCGCUAACGUUCUUUCCUCUAAUGGGGUUCUAACAAAAGGAGAAAACUGAACAUUGAUACGGGGAGCAGCUGCAGAAAAUUAACCAUUAUUUAGAUGACCAAAAGAAAUUAUUAUUCUUUGUGCAGGCCUCAAAUUGGGGUAGAUUCGCAGGAUGAUGAUUCUUGGGGGUUCUUGGGCCAGGAUAUUUUUGUCUUUUGGCAGGAGAACCUUAAAGCUAGCAGAAAGUAGUAGCUUUUGGGUAAGUGACCUCUGGUGUAAAUUUGUUUUUUGUUCUAACAACCAAAAUAGUUUUUGUGAGGAAAGUGGGUUAUUCCUGUUGUCCUCUUUAUUUUUUUUCUUAGUCUGCUGCCUCCCUUUGCUAGGGUUCGUCAUUCUUUUGUAGCAUUGGGUCAUUUGUGCCUUGGACUACUUGAAUAAAUGCAGAAAUUCUUAUUUUGGUUUCUUUCUUUUGUACA